Fukomys damarensis (Damara mole-rat) is the source of this 1352-nucleotide messenger RNA. It is a transcript of the gene Efhd1, whose product is annotated as EF-hand domain family member D1. Gene Ontology annotation, molecular function: calcium ion sensor activity. The record is from RefSeq and is a predicted model, not a curated record. Lineage: Eukaryota; Metazoa; Chordata; Mammalia; Rodentia; Bathyergidae. The coding region runs from base 180 to 611 and encodes 143 amino acids. The transcript is spliced from 4 exons. Gene Ontology annotation, cellular component: mitochondrial inner membrane.
GCAGGUUUCCCUUCACCCUUCGCGAGUUAUGGACACUGCCCAUGGCCGCUUUCAUCUUGAGGCCUCGCCUCCUUCACAUGCACCUCCAGCCAGGGUUUUGAUGCAUUCUCGUCUAGCACCGAGUCUCUGCGGGCCUCGCCCUGUCUGCCUGCUCCUGCCUAUCUCGCUGAGCGGUUAUCAUGACAUCCCACAAGUAUGAUGCUGGCCAUGACGGUUUCAUUGACCUCAUGGAGCUGAAGCUGAUGAUGGAGAAGCUGGGGGCCCCCCAGACCCACCUGGGCCUGAAGAGCAUGAUCAAGGAGGUGGACGAGGACUCCGACGGCAAGCUCAGCUUCCGGGAGUUCCUGCUCAUCUUCCACAAGGCGGCCGCCGGACAGCUGCGGGACGACAGUGGGCUGACGGCGCUGGCGCAGCUCCCCGAGAUCAGCGUGGCCCUGGAGGGCGUGAGAGGUGCCAAGAACUUCUUCGAAGCCAAGGCCCAGGCCCUGUCAUCUGCCAGCAAGUUCGAGGCCGAGCUUAAGGCAGAGCAGGAGGAGCGGAGGCGGGAGGAGGAGGAGAGGAGCCUGCGCCGGGCGGCCUUCCGAGAGCUCAGGGCCGCCUUCAGCAGCUAGUGGCCUGCCGCUGUCCCAGCUGGGCCGGGCCGCCAGCGCCCUCACCCCGCAGCUCACCCCGUCCCGGCUUCCCCCGCCCUCGAGGUGGCCAGGGCUGCUGCACCCCACAGCGCUCCCCUCGGCGACCCCCGCACCGUCUCCCUGGCCCACGUCAGCGGUUCUCUUUGUCCAGAUGCUCUCCGUGGCCCUCAGGGGCCACGCUGCCCUUUUCUAUUCUGUCCUCUCCCGUUCGCUCUUAGGUUGUCUUGGCUGCUUCUAUACCCAGGGCCUGCGACUACGGCCGCCCCAUCUCCAGCUCCAGCGGGGAGUGGACCCAAGUCCCCUGUCCUGCUCCUGGGCCUUAGUGCCCCAAGCCCACCCUCUCCGCUCUUCACCGGCCGGGUCUUCUCCUCUCAGCCCUUUUUCCUCUCCUGACCCUGGUGCUAUUCAGCUCUGAGAAUGAGCGCGCCAUCGGCCGUGACACCAAGCAGAAGGGUCCCGCGAGCACGGACUGGGGCUCACAGCCCUGCCACUGUGCACAUCAGGGUCCCAGAGUCUCCGAAAUCACAGCCUGCUCCAUCGCCAGCCAGCGCCGGCUUCCAGGGGUGGAGGCAGGGACGUUCCCAGCCCAGGAGACACUUUCAUAGCCUAUGAAUUUUGGGUCUUGCUCAGAUACCACGGGUUUAUUGUAUUUUUAAGUUUCCAAUGUCGUUUUUAUCGUUUCCUCUUUGGUAACUGCUGACUUUGCAAUAAAGAAGCCAU